Molecule: messenger RNA, 1955 nt
Organism: Acomys russatus (golden spiny mouse)
Lineage: Eukaryota; Metazoa; Chordata; Mammalia; Rodentia; Muridae
Gene: Emid1
Product: EMI domain containing 1
Exons: 15
Coding region: 12-1352 (446 amino acids)
Molecular function (GO): protein binding
Source: RefSeq, a predicted model, not a curated record
GAGACGACAGCAUGGGCGGCCCGCGGGCCUGGACGCUGCUCUGCCUCGGGCUCCUGCUCCCAGGAGGCGGCGCCGCGUGGAGCGUCCCGGGCGCUCGGUUCUCGGGUCGCAGGAACUGGUGCUCCUACGUGGUGACUCGCACCGUCUCAUGCCACGUGCAGAACGGCACCUACCUCCAGCGAGUGCUGCAGAGCUGCCCGUGGCCCGUGGGCUGCCCGGGGAGCAGCUACAGGACUGUGGUGAGGCCCACGUACAAAGUGAUAUACAAGACAGUGACUGCCCGCGAAUGGAGGUGCUGCCCUGGACAUUCAGGGGCGGCCUGUGAGGAAGGCUCCCCUGGCUUCCUGGAGCCUACAUGGUCAGGCAGCACCAUGCGAAGGAUGGCACUGAGGCCCACGGCCUUCUCAGGUUGUCUCAACUGCAGCAAAGUGUCUGAGCUGACGGAGAGACUGAAAGUGCUGGAAGCCAAGGUGGCUGUGCUGAGUGUGACAGAGCGGACAGCAUCCUCAAUCCCAACUCCCUCUGAGGACUCUGCCCUGCUCUGGGGACACCCAGCUGCUCAGGGCAGCCCUGGAGAUGGAGGCCCGCAGGACCGAGUUGAUCCUUGGCAGCUGCCUGGGCCCACUGGACCCAAGGGAGACACUGGCAGCCAGGGCCCAGUAAGAAUAAGAGGCCCACCAGGUCCACAGGGACCCCCAGGACGCCCUGGCCAGGCUGGAGCUGCAGGCAUUCCUGGAAAGAUGGGCCCUCCAGGCCCUCCAGGUCCUCCUGGGCCCCCAGGGCCUCCAGUCCCUGUUGGGCCAUCCCACACUCAGCUCUCCAUUCAUGGAGAUCCAUUGCUGUCUAAUACCUUCACUGAGACCAGCAGUCAUUGGCCUCAAGGACCCACUGGGCCCCCAGGCCCUCCAGGCCCCCCAGGGCCCGUGGGUCCUCCUGGACUUCCUGGCCCCGCGGGUGCCCCUGGGAGUCCUGGACACACGGGAACCCCAGGCCCUUCUGGACCCAAAGGAACCUCUGGCCACCCAGGAGAGAAGGGUGAGAGAGGACUGCCUGGGGAACCUGGCCCCCAAGGCACUAUGGGGUUGCCGGGAGAACCUGGCCCCAAAGGAGAUCCUGGUGAGAAGAGCCACUGGGCUCCUAGCUUACAGAGCUUCCUGCAGCAGCAGGCUCAGCUGGAGCUCCUAGCCAGACGGGUCACCCUGCUGGAAGCCAUCAUCUGGCCAGAACCAGAACUGGGAUCCGGGACAGGUCCUGAUGACACGGGGGCCCCCAGCCUCCUUCGAGGAAAGAGGGGAGGACACCCAACCAACUACCAGAUCGUGACCCCCAGGAGACGCAACGAGAGGGGCUGAGAGGGCUCCGCACCAGGCUUCCUCCCCUAGCCUGCACUUGGCCAGCUGCCUCCAGAGACUGCCAGUUCCUAUUUAUUAAUAUCCUCAGGGACUCCUGUGCCAUCUUGGCCUUGGGGUAGGUAGGGCUCAGUGACAGCAACCUAUCUACGACAGACUAAGCAAGGACUGGGCUUCAAAAAGUCAGGGCUCCCUUGCACCUGGCCUAUUUACCUCUGUGAAAUGGGGUGAGAAGGCCUUGAAGUGGGGUGGGAGGGGGUACAAGGCUUCAAGUCACCUUAGCUGUCUAAGGAAGGGACCAGGGACUCUGCCUGGCCCUGUGGACAUGCAAGGAUGGGAACAGAAGUAUCAGUUCCACUCCUGCAAAACCUGAGGCAAUCCUGUGUGCCCCUCCUGUUUUCUGGUGCUGAAUUUCCACCCGAGUCUGGCUGCGGAAUCCCUGACUGAACGGUUGGUGCUUCUUACAUCAGUUCUACCCCAAGCCCCCAUUCCCCCAAGUGUCCCAUAGGGGGAUGGGGUGUGUAGAAGGGACUCUUAUUCCAAGCAUCGUCUGCAGAUGCAAAGGAUUGCUAUGUACUGGACAAUAAACGUGCCCGCCUGGCCCUA